AUGUACCUGUUUGUUCACGUCGAAGCGGGGAAUACACUCGGCAAGCCACCGCCUGCUACAACAAGUCACAACAGCUCCGCCAAGAGACCAUUGUUGCCGAGCGCGCGGAAUCAAACGAAUGCGCGGAUCUCUUCCCCGCGAACAACAUCACAAAAAUCUAAGAAAGUAGAUACUGAAUCUGUAGUGGAAGAAGAAAACCACUAUGAUUUGGUUGCUGAACUGAUAGGAGAUCAGAUAUUCAACAUCGACAGAGAAGAAGAGAAGUCUUCUCCAUUAGGCAACCAGAAGGAAGAACUGCUUGAACCUGAUAAAUCAAUUAAGAAGAGAGGUCGAAAGAGAUCAAUUGCUCCAACUUUGGAUUCCUUGAUAAACAAAGUCGAAACGAACGAAGACUACUUGAAGGCCAUACAUAAUAAUCUCAAUAAACUGGUCGAAAUCGAAGGAAAACGUUUAUAUUUAGAGAAAAUGGAGCUCAAAUUGAUAUAUAAUUCCGAUACCGAGAUCGACAUCGAGAGAGCAGUCACAAAACUCCUGAAAAAUGAAGUCAGCCUCCGUACCAAGAGCCCCGAGAUAGAGGGUGAUUUUUUAACUAAGGAAGUACCACAGACGAUACCGACUAGAGGUAUAACACCUACUCCUGCCCCUAGAACAAGAGCAGAGCACCCCCCACAUAUCAUAGCAGAUGUUUUCAUUUCAAACUAUCAGGAGGAGAUACCCGCCCUUCCACAGAAUAUGCAUCGACUAUACGAGGAUAGGAUUUUGGCACAAAAACUUCAGGACCAGGAGAAAGAUUCGAUGGAUACCACCACUCCACCACAGGCGAGAUUGGAAAAGAGAAGGAGGGAAGGCCAGAGCACAACAGAAGAAAUAAGGGAAAGGAAGAGAGCCAAAAAUCCUGAGGGAGAGUUCCAAAUUCCUAGAAAAACCACGAGAUGGUCGGGAGUGUUCAAGAAAAGGUCUGAACUUAUUCCCAUCAAAAAUAGGUUCAAACCAUUAGAUCAUACCACGACGGCGGCCAAACAAGAUCCUGCAACUGAAAAACCGCUCCCGACCACAUCAGAUGACUCGUCGGACGAAGAAGGGUCGAUUGGAAGUGUACCGGAACAGGCAGCUCCCCAAACAAGGAGUACAACCAAAAACUCAGCCAAAACCCCCGCAAAAAACUCGUCACCGGUGAAACAACAGAAACCCCCGCCAAUAGUAUUUGACGGAGUUCUAACUAAUAGAAAACUGAUCAACGAAAUGAUCAAAGAAUUUACGAGUAAACCCUUCUACUUCAAAUUCGGAAGGGAGUCCACAUUAUUAUAUAUGGACAACGUUGACGAUUUCGAAAUGUUAAAAUCGAAGCUAGAGGAUGACGAAGUUGCUUUCUAUACAUACACGCUGAAAAAAGACAAGUCCCACGCGUUCGUAGUGAGGGGCCUGGACUUUAAGCCCGAACCCUCCGAGGUUAAAGAAGAUCUGGAGGCUAAUUAUGAUAUCAAGAUAAGGGAAGUGUUCGCGCUGAACACGAGAUUCAGGCCCCUUUACCUGAUAUUAUCUCUGAUUGGCUUGACUCUCAUGGAAUAUACAGCCAGAUUCUUCGAUAAAUGGAUCUUCGAAACACUCCUCAUAGGUCUAGGUGGAUACCUCCUGAUCUCCAUAGCGAUGCUUUUCGUCAUCAUCUUGGAUUAUCUGAGCCCAUUCACAGAGGUGUUGUUCGCUGCAGCAGGAUGCAUCAUCAAUAUGAUCGGAGGAAUCUUCACGUUGAUACGGUACAUGCAGAGGUACCAUUUCACGAAUUGGUUCUACAUCAUGUACUUUUCUGGAGAUGGCGGAAACACAGUGGAACUAGCGCUUGGUAUAACGUCCAUCAUUUUGGCAUUGGUGUUCUCUUUAGAUUUCUUCUUGAAUAUGAGAGAAGGUUUAGCGAUCUCACGGGGGGACUCAUUAGAUGAUAUUGAUCUGGAAUGAUACUCAUUUUAUUGCAUUUGUGAACAAGUCAGAGAUUGCAGAUUAUUUUCAAUUGAUCAUUAUCCUUAUAUAAAUAUAUAUGCCUAAUGUUAUGCCAAAACUGUAUGGUCUUAUAUCAAAUGUGCGAUAUUGAUCAUUGGAUAAAAGUCUUGAGUUCAUGUACCGAUUCCUUUAUUUUUUGUCACCUUUUGUAGCAUUUUAACCGUUGAGGCCUUUGCAGGUAUACAGGGGUGAAACUAGAUGACUUGUAAAAGUAGUAAUAUAUUUUGUUAUACUAUU
This is a messenger RNA of Phaedon cochleariae (mustard beetle), 2232 nucleotides long. NCBI's taxonomy places the organism in Eukaryota, Metazoa, Arthropoda, Insecta, Coleoptera, Chrysomelidae. The record is from the annotation of a GenBank genome assembly.